Ostrea edulis (European flat oyster) is the source of this 1187-nucleotide messenger RNA. Its product is annotated as omega-amidase NIT2-like. Gene Ontology annotation, biological process: L-glutamine metabolic process; oxaloacetate metabolic process. Gene Ontology annotation, molecular function: omega-amidase activity. The transcript has a single exon. The coding region runs from base 192 to 1019 and encodes 275 amino acids. The record is from RefSeq and is a predicted model, not a curated record. Gene Ontology annotation, cellular component: mitochondrion. NCBI's taxonomy places the organism in Eukaryota, Metazoa, Mollusca, Bivalvia, Ostreida, Ostreidae.
AUAAUAAAGAUCCCUCCCUCCCUGCUCAAAGGCCAUUAUAUUAGUGCCGAGCAUAGGCCUAAAUUUUGCAGCCCUUCUCCGGCUGUGGUGACGUCUCCAUGUGAGUAAAAAUCCUCAAGCGGGCGAUUCCCGGUUGUGCGAACUACUAAAAUUACCCAAUGCCACGAUAACGGGAGAUCACUCUAUUAAUAAUGUCGUUCAAAAUCGCAUUGGUGCAACUUGCGGUUUCAGCAACAAAGGCUGACAAUUUGAAGCGUGCUGCACAACUGGUGUCACGGGCAGCAAAGGAAGGUGCUAAACUUGUGUCUCUUCCAGAGUGCUUCAACUCGCCUUAUGGGACUAAUUACUUCCCAGAAUAUGCCGAAAAAAUUCCUGGAACUUCGUUUGAUUCUCUGUCAAACAUGGCAAAAGAAAAUCAAAUAUAUCUUAUCGGCGGAUCUAUUCCAGAAGACGAAAACGGCAAACUGUUCAACACAUGUUGUGUGUUCAACCCCAAGGGUGAAAUGAUUGCUAAACACAGAAAAAUUCAUUUAUUUGACAUCGACGUCCCUGGGAAAAUCCGAUUCCAGGAGUCCGAAACCCUCAGUCCGGGGAACAGUUUCACGAUAUUCGACACACCUUUCUGCAAAGUGGGAGUUGGAAUCUGCUAUGAUAUAAGAUUUCCAGAAUUGGCACAGGUAUAUGCAAAGCAGAAUUGCAAACUUUUAGUGUAUCCUGGUGCUUUUAAUAUGACGACUGGCCCUGCCCAUUGGGAGCUGCUGCAGAGGGGGCGUGCACUGGAUAACCAACUAUAUGUUGCCACGGUUUCUCCAGCACGUGACACGGAGGCAAAAUAUGUGGCCUGGGGUCAUAGUAGUGUUGUAAACCCCUGGGGAGAAGUUAUAGUGACAACAGAACACGAAGAGACUAUUCUGUAUAGUGAAAUUGACCCGACAUACGCGGACGAAGUUCGGGAACAGAUUCCUAUUGGAAAACAAAAGCGGAACGAUAUGUACACGCUGGAAUGGAAAGGGGCAUAAAGUCGAGUUUUAUACUUGCAGUUGUACUCUUAUUAAUCAGUGUUUUGUUAAAUUUAUUCAAUGCACUUGUUUGCUGUUUAUCAAAACGUGUUCGAGAAUAAAUCGGAGUCAUUGAAUAUAUAUUUAAUCUAAACAGAUUGAUGUGCAUUAUAAAGAAUAGAUCUCCUC